AUGAAUGAAAAAUCUUCAAAUUUUGAUUCAAACUUUAUGCAACAUAUGGUUGAACUUAGCGGAAGAGUUUUGGAAAUUCAAAACGAAUUUAAUAUUAUUAAAUAUAAUUUAAAAGAAGAAAAGAAUAGUAAUUAUGAGGCUUUGGAAAUUAAAUUGAAAAAUGUGGAGGAAAAAAAUAAAUUUUUAGAAAAGGAGAUGAAAAAGGUAGAAAUGAUCAAAAAAUAUAUAUUCAGAAAUAAUUAA
Meloidogyne enterolobii is the source of this 243-nucleotide messenger RNA. Lineage: Eukaryota; Metazoa; Nematoda; Chromadorea; Rhabditida; Meloidogynidae. The record is from the annotation of a GenBank genome assembly.